AUGCCGGUGGAGGACGGGGCCCCGCGGGAGCAGCCGGGCGUCCCCAGUGGGGUGUCACAGAGCGCGGCGCAGCGGGGGCAGCCCCCGUCCGGCGGCGGCGGGACGGAGGUGACGCCAAGGGAGCAGGCGGCCGCGGUGUCCCGCGAGGACGCCCUCAUGGUGCCGGCACGUCCGGCUGCGCCGCGGUGUCUCCCGGCUGCCACGAGUGUGUUUGCCCCCCGGGACGCGGGGCUGCGGGGGAGAGGCCUGGCGUGGAGGCUGUCCCAGGUGCUCAUCCCAUCCUCCCAUCGCCCUGCAGGGUUCCUGUGCCUGCGGUCAGCCCACGCUGCCCCCUUCCUGGCCGGCAUCGUCAUCCUCGGCGUGGUGCACCACACGCUGACCGUGAAGGGCAGCCACCUGGCCAGCCACAACGCCCUCACCGAGUCCAAGGCCUGGGGCAAAGUGUGGGCCAUCUUCUUCAUCGAGCUCUGCUCGGCUUUCACAGCCGAGCAGGCCACCUACAACCACGUGAAGCUCCACCAUGGCUACACCAACAUCAUCGGCCUGGGCGACUCCAGCACCUGGAAGCUUCCUUUCCUGAACUGCUACGUCUACAUGUUCCUCGCGCCCCUCGCAGUGCCCGUCAUCACCCCUCUCGUCGCGCUGGAUUUGCUGAGGAGCGUCAAGUUGAAAACAGCUCUCCGGACCAUUUGCUUCAUGUCUCUGGGUCUUUAUUCCCACUACUGGAUUCUGCUCCACGUCUCAGGCUUCCAGUCUGCCUGGUCCGCUCUGCUCUGCAUGCUGGUGACCCGCUCCCUCCUUGCACAUCCCUAUAUCCACGUGAACAUCUUCCAGCACAUCGGGCUGCCCAUGUUCGCGGCCGACAGGAAGCCCGCGCGGAUCCGGCUCAUGAGCCUCGGCGUGCUCAACCUGCCCCGCAACGCGCUGCUCGACUGGUCCUUCGGCCACUCGCUCAUCAGCUGCCACGUGGAGCAUCACCUCUUCCCCGGCCUCUCCGACAACAUGUGCCUGAAGAUCAAACCCAUCGUAUCCCGGUACCUGCGGGAGAAGCGGCUGCCCUACAACGAGGACUCCUACGCGUCCCGGCUCCGGCUCUUCCUGCAGAAAUACGAGGAGCUGAUGGUCCACGCUCCCCCCAUAACAGAGCUGGUGGGCAUCCAGUGA
This is a messenger RNA of Tinamus guttatus (white-throated tinamou), 1164 nucleotides long. Lineage: Eukaryota; Metazoa; Chordata; Aves; Tinamiformes; Tinamidae. The record is from RefSeq and is a predicted model, not a curated record.